Paramuricea clavata is the source of this 6143-nucleotide messenger RNA. The record is from the annotation of a GenBank genome assembly. Lineage: Eukaryota; Metazoa; Cnidaria; Anthozoa; Malacalcyonacea; Plexauridae.
AUGGCAGAAAGGAAUAUUGAACGUAAGUAGAUACUCAGUUUUUCAUUCCAUAAGAAUGACAAAGAUAUAGUUCUGUUUGAUAACCUGCGAAACCUCUUCGUGUUCAAACGCGAUCUUUUUAAAUUUAUGUCAGGCAAAAUUAUCAGCAAGGAAGCGGAAAAAAUAGAUUUGAUAUCUCUGUUAUUCAUCUUGACAUAAGUAUAAAGUGUUACGUUCGAUUGGAAGAGUAUAUCGAUCUUGAGAAAGACAAGGCCGUCGGAAGUAAAUCAAUAUUGAGGUAGGGCGGGGGCAAGAAUCAAUCUAAAUUGCUUACGCACUUUUCUAGUUCUGUUCUGUGUUUUGCUUAAAUUAAACAAAUGGAAAUUAUUGGGAGGGAUGGAGGCAUCCCCAAAAACCCCCCGGCCCCCCCCCCCCCCCCCCGCUUUCGAUGGCCCUGAAAGACCAUAAAUAUCUAGAUAUCUAUACAAAAUAAAUUAAUAUGAAUGGUUUAGAAAUCCAAUUUUCAUUGUCUUUAGACUAGACGCUCCAUUAACUAGACGCUCGAUAAAGCGUCUACUUCGAGUUAUAUUAAUUUUUUUGGAAUCGACAACCUUAGCACAUUAUAUUAUUAUAUAGGGAGAGACAAACUUCCCGAAACACCCCCGAAAAGUACAAGAGAUGUCGAGUUUGGUAAUUCUUUUGAUGAUCAUGUAUACGAAGAGCCAAAUCCCUUUCAAGCUCGCGUUGCCAACCAAGCAGGUAUUUUACCUAUAAUAUUAUUCGCCUUAGCUUUCUUUUAUCUCAUCUAAUGCCCCAUUUUCCAAUCUGGUCAUGCAUUUUGAGUAACCUUGUCCAAAGCUGGAAAGGUUUUGAACGCAUAUGAGUAUUGUACAUGCAUGAAAAGCAUCGAAAUGACUGUAUUGACAUGUAUAAACGUAUUUCGGCCCCGCGUAUAAAUAGCCAUUUUAUAGAUGAUUAUGAAAAAAUUCUGCACAAAGAAUGUUGUAGACAGCAAAUAUAUAUAUUUGGCGGGAAGAUCGAUAACACAACAUUAGAAAAUUUCUAAUUUUGUUCUAAAAAUUACAUUUUCUUUCCAGAAAUUGCAGAGAAAAUAGACCGCUUUAAAAACAGAACAAAGGAAUUCAUCGACGAGUUUGAAUGUACCAAAGGUGAAGCACGUUCAAAUGAAGAAACUUUCAUUAUCAUUCAUCUUUUAAAGAAAUGUGAUCCCAAUUCUUCAAUGCUGCAUGGAAAUCUCGAGCAACUGGCAAUGCUUGCCUGCUGCAGCAGUCCUUAUGUAGUGAAGAGAGCGCUUGAUGCUCUUCUAAAUGAAAUAUUUUUGAGCAUUUCCGAAUCCUCAACAACUCGAUACCGUAACAUCCUGAGAGCUGAGGAAGUCCUUCGUGCGUCAUUUCUUGAGUUCAUGGGAGUGGAUCAUAUAAAAGCAAAAUGCCAAAGAAUGACAUCAUACGCUUGGCUAAUCACGUUAGUUCUUCUGAAGUGUAGUAAAGAAGAGUUCGUUGAAAUUGCACCAAAACUUAGGGAAUUGGACAAAUUUCUCGACACUUUGCAGAAGGACAGGGAAAACGUCGAAAGAAACACGUUUCGGUACGGUAUUUACCUGGCAAGGGAAAGUAUCAGACGAAUUGUCCAGUCGACUGGAAAAAAAGAUUUAAGGGAGUCGUUAAACCGCCUCAUCAAAAAGUGUGAAAAUUUUCUGAAUGCCAAGUUAGAAAAGGACCAAGUUAUGAAUCUUGGGAAAGCACUCAGUGAGGGAGUAAGCUGGCUGGAUCUUCAUGUAAGCUUGGUCUUUCUGCAAGACUUACCGAAGGUAAGUUAGCGAAGGGGUUCUGAAUCCGUUGAAUGAAUUAAUGUAAACGAAUGCAUUUCAUUAUAUGAUUUUAUUUACGAUCUGGUGCGUAGUUAAUUGGCAAUUUAAUACUGCUAUAGAUAUAAAAUUGUCUGAAACGGGCAUACUGUGGUUUAGAUAAGGGAGUUUCAGAUAGAUUUCCUCCGUAAAAGGGGAUUAGUUAUAAAGAGUAAGUUUGAAUGUACAUGCUCUUCGCUAUGCAUGCAGUAUCUCGUUCAAGAAAGUUACACUCCCUGUCCAAGGAUGGCCAAUCUAAGACUUUAGCUCAUUGCAGCAAUUUUAGUAACAUCUGUGCCAUCAACAUGAAAUAAUAAUUUCUAAAUAUCUCUAAUUAUAUCAGUAGUAAAAAUGGCUUUCGAGCAAUUUGAUUGCUUAGCCGAGAAGUAAAUCUGAGGCACUAUUUACUUACUACCUGAGUAGUAAAUAAUGUUUUCAAAAUGACUUCCCACAGUCGUUUUAUAGAAAUUUCUUUUGAGCAAAUUGAUCAAAUAAAGGACAGUGCAAUUCCACAAAACACAAAACUAUAGCAACACAAAUCCUGAAACACUUCCAACCUCGUUCCCGGGAUUUUUCCUGUUGACGAAGAAAGACCCUGGCAAUAGCUGAUCACGUGGCUCAAAGAAUAUUGAUUACCUAGGGGGGCGGGAGGAAAGUCUCGUAUUACAUGUUUCCACUUCCGUACUGUACACUUCGAUCGUAAUUAGUGAGUGUUUUGUACAAUAAAUUUUGAGAGUCAUAUAUACGUCAAAAACGCGCUAAAUUUGAUUUCUGUUUGCUCUUAAAUUAAAAAAAUAUGCUAAACAGAUUUUUAUAGCAACAUCUAGCAAUAAAAACGUAUGAUCAUAUGCUCCAUUGUUCUUAUGUUCUCUCGGGGCACACUUGUAAAAGGGACUUUCAUUUCACACGUUUCUGAUCUGCCUUUAUUAUCUUAUAGUAAACAUUGCAUUGCAUGAUUUAAUUGUUAAUUUCAACAGAGAUCUCGAGAACAACUGUAUGUUUAUAGGUCACAGGCUCGUAGCGACUUUGAUGUUUUUCGGACAGGGCAUUUGGACACCAGCCAAAUACUUCAAAUGGACAUUGAAUGUCCACUUUAUUAAUUCUAAAACUGUUUAUUAAAGACUGUUUAUAUUCUACUGAUCUUAUUAAGAAACUUUGAUCGUUUAUAUUAAACACUGGUACUCAACGAAGAAGCAGAACCGGAACUACUGGGGGUGCAUGUGUGUGUGUGGGAGGGAGGGAGGAUAACGUCCGCAAAGAAAAAGAGAAAGGGGGGUCCAACUCGCCCAGAGGGGGCACCGGAAUGCUGGAAUUGCGGAACGUGUUAAAUAUUUAGUAGGGAAUUUUCCGAAAAAUUGAUGGCCCUGGGAAGGAGUGUACAAGCUACAAUAAUUGUUAGAGAAUCUGCAGUACAGAAUUAUAAGACAACUGUAUGCGUUUGGUUUUUUGUUUGCACGAGUAUGUUGUUGAAACUUUGAACGCAAAAUAUUUCACAGAAUCUUCCGUACAAUUCUAUAGCCAUUUACGCCACCUUUUAUACCUUGCCACAAUAAUAACAGAUAAGCUAGGUUUUGGAAAAGCAUUUUUCUAUUAUAUGUGCACUAUACAUACAUAAUAUACGCACAAAUUUCGCACAGACAUAGUUUCAUAUUAAUAUUUAUGAGAUUUAACAAGCAUUUUAUAAUUUCUAUUGAUAUAUUGAUAGGUUGUUUGUCUCUAGCGCGGCAUGAGAUUAUCUAAAGUGCAAGCUGCGAGUUGCGCGUUGCGAGUAUAUUGUUAAUUUCUGAUAAUAUCGGGUUUAAUUUUAACCCAGGGUUAACACUAACCUAGCUUUGAAGCACCGAACCAAGUGUUUACACCUAUGGUUUACACUAAAAAAUCAAAUUGAAAACUGUAUGUCAUCCUGGCGGAUGGGCUUUUAGCUUUUUCUCAAUUUGGCGCCAAUUUUCAGCUUUUCAAAUAAACAUUCACUGCAUUUAUUUUUAUACUUACAAACUUGUAAAUAGCAAUCGUUUUGAUGCGCGCGUGCGUGCGCGCGUGCGUGCGUGCGUGCGCGCGUGCGUGCGUGUGCCUGUGUGCGCGCGUGUGCGCGCGUGUGCGCGUGUGUGUGCGCGUGUGUGUGUGUGUGCGCGCGUGUGUGUGCGUGUGCGCGCGUGCGUGUGCGUUUGUGUGUGUGUAAAUUGAAUUAUUUUAACUUCAGUUGUACUUCCGAUGAAAAGGACUUGAGUUUAGGGUUCCGAGCGUUCAGUAUAUAUAAACAAACUGAGUCGGUGUCUGGUCAUACUUAGUAAUAAAAUUAAAUAACCAUUUUAAGAUUAGAAAGCACAAAAUGGUCUGGUAAACUACUAGAUUUAAUUAAGCACAGAAACGGCAAAUAUAAACUUACACUUUUAUUUUCAAUAUAAUUAUUUUAAUUCUUGAACACACGUACCGAUGGAUCUAACAAAGUAAACAAAUAAGUAAAGGCCAAUUUUCAUUUCGACCGUAUCGUAGCAUUUUCAGGAAACAAAGAAAUACGCUUCGCUACGAUACGGCUGAAGUGGAAAACCAGCUUAAAGUGCACGCAAAACGUGUUGAAACGAAUUUAGUUACAGGGAACCUUAACUUCGAAGGUCAUUAAUAUGUAUAAAACAAAAAACCCUUCGACUUUGCCUUCCAUGUCGUCCAAAUUAAUAUACAUUCAAAGCCUAAUUCAAAGCGAGGCUAGCGACUCGCAACUCGCAGCUCGCAACUCGCAGCUCGCAGCUCGCAACUCGCAGCUCGCAAAAUAGCCGACCCCGCGCGGCAUAUAGUUGGAUGCUAAUAAAAUGUAAAGGCGUUUGAUGUCUCACAGCAGCGUGUGUUUAUUAAAAAAAAUACAAGCUUGAUCACAUGCUGUUCCAUGACAAAAUAUAACUUUGGAUAGAUCAAGCUACAACGCUAUUGGCAAUGAAAGCUCUUUCCAGUAUCUAUAAUGUGCCCAGUGUAAAUAUGAAAUAUAUAUGAAAUAAUAAAUCUGAAAUUGUAUUGGCCUACAGAGGAUGGUAGACGGUUGUGAGGAGAUAUGGAUUUUAUCAAUAUCUCACGAGUGAGGGUAAGGUGCUGUAAAUGGAAAAAAUCUCAAUGCCCGCCGUCGAUAUGCUAGAUUCAGUAGAAUUUGACAUGUAUAUAUGAAAUGUAGCACGGGUGUAGCAAGGGCUACUUUGAGUUACGGGUAACUAGAAAUACAUGUAUGCAACAACCACUCGCCUAUAUUCUCCAAACAUUGUUUCAACAUGAAGUAUUCGUAAUUAUGCCAACAUUGAACGCAGGCUCGCGUUGCUACGUCAUGUUUGUCAAGGCAACACGAUAAUUUUUUUUUUUUUUUUGUACAAACCGCAAACCUGCAAACAAUAGAUGAAACUUGAACACUUUUAAGUACAGAACUAUCAAUUCCUAAAACAUAUAAAGUAUGUAUCUUAUUUUGGUUUCUAUGUGCAUUAUUUUAAUGUAAAAUUGAAAACGAAACUCUACGUAAAACGUUUUAAAUGUGAAUUGAAAUUAACUGCUUUUUGCCGAUCGCGAUAACUCGAGCUCAACUUAUUACUCGCACAUUGAAAUGAAAUAAAUUUAAUUCGUACAGAACGCUAAUGAAAAUAAUUUGCUUUCCUUUUUAUCAUGAACUUCUACAAAAGUUAAUUUAACAAUGAAACUUUCGCAUACAAUCCAUAGGAAUUAAAGACUUGAACAACAAGAACAAAGUCUAUAAUAUUAAUACAAAGUCAUACAUAAACAAUUGAAACAAACUUACCCUAUACAGGCUAUAAGCUAUACUUUAGGAUUUCGCAUACAAAGUCCAAGCUUUCUUACAUGUAAUUUUUAUAUUUUCCCCUUCUUCACUCCUGGCAAACAGUCAUAUUUUGAGAUCAGUGAGAUGACCACCCAUACACCCAUGAACCGCGCCCGCGAUAAUCAAUGAACUUUAGACUUCGCUAGUGCGUUCCUUUCCCCGGGUGUAAAUAGCCGGGGGGGAAUUAGUACUCUCGCCUCGGGCUUACGCCCGAAACGGCGCUCCGCGCCGUUGGCUCGGGGAUGAAAGAUAUAUAAUUUUGACAUUCUGUCUAUAUUCAAGUAAAAAUAUAAUGCUUUAUUUUUUAACAGUUUUUUCAGUUUCAAGACAACCCAAAACCGAUUAUCUUGAUACAGAUGUUGAUUGCCGAUUAUCGCGAGCGCUGUAGCACCAAGUUCGGUUUCAGGCGUAAUAGAAAUUACGAAUGGCAGUUUGAAGUAUUAGUUUAUCACGUCAUGCUUAGGGUGAUCAGGACUUCAAAAAGCAAAG